Molecule: messenger RNA, 5246 nt
Organism: Astrephomene gubernaculifera
Lineage: Eukaryota; Viridiplantae; Chlorophyta; Chlorophyceae; Chlamydomonadales; Astrephomenaceae
Source: the annotation of a GenBank genome assembly
CAUAUAUUCCUAUGCAGUUUUGUCAGCCUUCUAGGCUAUUGCCGAGGUGCAGAACCACAGCUGUCGCGCAGGACGCUUCUCCACAUGGUACCCUUACUGGCUUUAGCUAAUGCAAUUAUCGCGCGGCGCGACAAUUAAUUGCGUUAUGGCGUACAUAUAGGAAUUGACACUCAAGCCACUCAACCUGCAGCUUUACUAUGUAGCAAGCACCAAUGCAGUAAUACGUUAUGCUGGCGCAGCAAUUUAACCAGGAUUGAGGAUGAGCACUACCGCGCGCCUGGGAAUUGCAAGCGCGGUGCUGUUCCUCCUUUCGACCCUUGCAAGGGCUGGCAAUGGCCUCGUCCGCGACGGCCGAGUCCUUACUGAAUAUCGGCCGCCGGUGAUAGAAAGUCCGGAUGCUGCAUUGCUGGUGGUUACCCUCCUGGAUGGUCGCGUGGUAGCCGUACGGAUGGAUAGCGGCGAAGUUAUGUGGACGUACGACACGGGCACCCCUUUGGUGACCGCAAAGCAAGCCAAAGCCAUGGUGCCCGACCUGCGGAUCUUCCCUGGCGUGGACGGCCGACUGUACCUGUACGGCAGCGCCCUGGCUACCGCAGAUGGCUCCACCUCCGGCACCAAACUCGAGCGGCUGCCCAUCUCCCUGCCUGAGCUGGUUGCCGCCUCCCCCUCCGUCACCCACGACGGCUCCCUCAUCACGGGCGCUCGCAGCACGGAGGUGCUGCUGCUGGACCGACUCACGGGCAAGCGGUUAGGCGGAGGAGCGGCGGCAGCAGGGGCGGGGGUUGGCAGCGGAGUGGGCGGUGCUGGUGCAGGUCCGGGAGGAGUAGGAGCAGCAGCGGCGGCUGAAGCAGGGGAGGCGGCAGGAGCGGCGCCCGGCCCUGGACUGGGCGCGGAUGCGGGUGUGGGUGUGGGCAGCCCUGCUACGAUUGGGCUGGAGGACCGGGCGCUGCUGCCCCUGCCGGACCCGGACCGGGUGGUGGUGCUGGGCCGGGAGGACUUCGUGGUGCGGUCCAUCAAGUCGGGUGCUGAGCUGUGGAAUGUGAGCUUCAGCCGCCUGGUCAACAUGCAGCCGCAGGGGGCAGCUGCUGCAGCUGCAGCAGCGGCGGCAGCCGGGGCGGCGGAGCAGGCAGCGGCUGAGACGCUAGGUAGCUUAGGGCAGGGGGGCAGUCGGUUAGGGCGAGAUGCGUUGCCGUACUUUACGGUGCGGGCCGACCAUACACUGCAGGCCUACGACCCCACCUCCCGCAUCCGCCGCUGGGCGCUCUCCUUCGAUGCGGCCCCCGUGGGCGUCUUCGCCACCCGGCUGGGGGACACCAACUUCCUGGAUCCCGAGGUGCGCGCCGCACAGCGCCUCCACCUCCACCUCCACCAGCAGGAGCAGCAGCAGCAGCCAAGCCCCCAUGCAGGGGGACGGCAGCCGCAGCAGCAGCAGGUCCCGGGGGAUGGCAAGGGUGGCAAGCAGGGGCCGGGUCAGUGUCCGGAUUGGAGUGUGGGCGGGCUGGCAGCGCUGGUACGGCGGCAGGGCAACAGCGGCGGCAAUGCUGGGGCCGGGGGCGGGGCCGAGGGUGGCACCUGCAGCCCGGCAGGCAGUGAUGGCAGUGGCAGCGGAGGGAGGGGCGGCAGCAGUGGUAGCAGCAGUCAGGUGCUGGUGGGGCGACUACGGGGCAGUCUGUACGCUCUGCCGGCGGACCAUGUGACACUGGAGGAGGGGGGAGUGCAGGCAAACUCGCUGGCCCUUUCCGGCCCGGCAUCAACGACUCCUCUCGACCUACCCCAGCUGCCCCCGAGCACCUCCCCCGCCUCAGCCGCCGCCUCAGCCGCCACCACAGCGGAUAAGGCCCUCGCCGUAAUCGACAGCAGCAGCGGCGGCGGCGGCAGCAGCCGUACGGACGUCAUGACGUACAUGGCUGACGUGGAAACGGGUGAGGGUGUGGUUUCGGGGCUUGUAUGCCCUCCCGGCGUGCACCUCCUAGCCACGCUGGACGAGCCUAAGGAGCCCCGGGGUCCAUGGCCCUGGUUGCCGAAUGCCGUACAAACGUCGCCGGCGCCCCAGGCCCUCGGCGAGGGGUCGUCAGCCCAGUGGCCGAGGUUGCCCGCCGCCGCUGGCGCUGGCGCUGGCGGCGGCCGAGGUGCUGCCGCUGACGGGGCGUGGUGGGCAACGGUCGUGGUGGCGGGAUUAGCGGGUGCGGUGGUGGUGAUUGUGGUAGUGUCCCUCCGAGGUCGGGGCAAGGCGGCAGCUGCAGCGGCGGAGAUGGCGGCUGCUAAGGCACCAGGAGCGACAGGAGCGGCGGCGGGGGGAGCAGGCGGAGGUGGUCAGCAGCUAGAUGUGGACGUAGACGCCGUCACGGGCGGCAGUAGUGGAAGCACCAGCAGUGUCGGCAAGGGAAGGACGGCCGGCGGCGGAGGGCAGCAGCGGAGGCGGAAGGGCCGGAAUACGACAGGCAGUGCUGCCAAUGGUAGUGGCGGGGUUAACGGCAGCGCCGCCGCGGCUGCUGCUGCUGCUCCUGCGCCGUCGCCGUCGUCCCGGGGUGAAGAGGAGCAGCGGCGGGGUUCCUCUUCUGGGGAGCCCCUGCCCCGCCUCUCCGCCGCCCCCGCCCCCACCUCCGACGCCGCCGCCCAGCUGCUGCCCAGCGCCGAGCCGCGGGUGCAGGUGCGGCCGGACGGCUCCGUGGCCAUCGGGCGGCUGCUGGUGGGGCCGGGCAUACUGGGGUACGGCAGCGCUGGCACGGUGGUGUACGAGGGGAAGCUGGACGGCAGGCCGGUUGCCGUGAAGCGGCUGCUGCGGCAGUUCACGGCGCUGGCUCGCAAGGAGAUCGAGGUGCUCAUUCUGAGCGACGAGCACCCCAACGUGGUGCGCUGCUUCGCCAUGGAGGAGGACCGCGAGUUCGUGUACCUGGCGCUGGAGAGGUGCAGGUCCACCCUGGCCGACUUCCUGACCAGUCCAGACGGCCGGGAGCAGUUCGUGGAAGCAGCCUCCGGGCAGCCCACGCAGAGGUGCCUCUCCGCCAUGCUGGACGUGUGUCGGGGUCUUGCGGCGCUGCACGAGCGCGGCAUCGUGCACCGGGACCUCAAACCGCAGAACGUACUGCUCACGGAGUCCAGUCAGCGUGCCAAGCUCUCCGACAUGGGCCUCUCCAAGCUGCUCGUCCCCGAGCAAAGCAGCUUCGUGUUGUACGACAACAGCCACAUGGGCGGGUACGGCAGCGGUGCUGGGGGCGGCGGCGCCGGCAGCAGCAGCAGCGGCGGGCCGUCCUGCGGCCCCGGCGGCUCCAGCGGCUGGCAGGCUCCUGAGCAGCUGAUUGCGCGGGGCGGCGGGGAGGCGAGGCAGACGCGGUCCAUGGACGUGUUCUCGCUGGGCUGUGUGCUGUACUACUGCAUGACAGGCGGCCGCCACCCCUUCGGCGACUCCCACUACGAGCGCGACGCCAAUAUCCUGCACGGCGCACCCCGGCUGGGCCCCCUGGCCGCCGCCGCGGGCCCUGAGGCGGCGCACCUGGUGGGGGCCUGCCUGGGCAAGGAGGCGGGCCGGCGGCCGGUGCUGCCGGAGGUGCUGGGGCACCCGCUGUGGUGGAGCGACGAGCGGCGGAUGGCCUUCCUGGUGGACAUCAGCGACAGGAUCGAGUUCGAGGACCGCGAGCCCGACACCUCGCUGCUGGAGGCGCUGGAGGGAUUCGCGAGGGUGGCGCUGGCGGGGCCGGGGCUGCUGCCCGGGGAGGCGGAGGCGCCAGGCGCCCCAUGCCCUUCCACUUCCACCUCCUUCGGUGCGCCUGCCACCGCCGCCACCUCUUCCUCCACCUCCGCACCCCCCUCCUCGCUGCCCUCCUCCUCCUCCUCCUCGCCUCCCAACUGGGGUGCCGCGCUGCCUGCCGAGCUGGUCGCCAACCUGGGCCGCUACCGGCGCUACGAGUACACCAGCCUGCGGGACCUGCUGCGGGUGGUGCGCAACAAGCGAAACCACUUCAGGGAGAUGCCGCAACAGCUGCAGGCCCUGAUGGGCCCCCUGCCGGGCGGCUUCCUGCGCUUCUUCACCGCCCGCUUCCCGCGCCUGCUGCUCAGCGUGUACGUCUUCGCACUGCGGCACCUGGCGGUGGCGGGGGGCGGCGGCGAGCAGCAGCUGGCACAGUACUGGCCGCAUGCGGGCGGGGGGCAGCAGCAGACCGGCAGCAGCAGUGGUAGCGGUGGACAAGCCUUUGUGCAGGUCUACAUGGCGCAGUACGGGCCCUGCCUGAGAACCCCCAAAGCACCUCAGCCGCAGCAACAGCCCCCAGCCGCUUCUCAGGCCGUUCCGGAGGCCGUCGCUGGGGAGGAAGAGAGCCCAUCGGGUUUGGGGCGUGUGGCGUCAUCAGUCACCGCUGCUCCCUCGAGCUCAGCGGGCAUGGCUGCGGGGGGCAUGAGCAACGGCGCUGCGGCCACAUAUCUGCAAACCGCUACUCCUCUCCUGCCGCCAAGCGCCGCCUCCCUCCCACCUGCCUCCGGUCUUCAAACCCUAACUCCGCCAUUCCCCAACGCCGGCCUACUACCGCCCACGCUUCCUCUUCACCCUCAUCCACCGGCACCACCACCACCAGCACAACCCGCAACACCGGCACCCGCCCCCCUGGUUCUUGUCGGCUACGAGCCCUGCGGCGAGGACGGCGAGUGUCACAUCCGGGAGUUCCCUCGACGACCCGGCAAGCAGCACUGCGACUUUUACGUCAAGACCGGCCACUGCAAGUUCGGUGAGACGUGCGUGUUUGACCACCCCCUGGAGUUUGCAGUACGGCUUUCGUCGUUGGGGCUGCCGCUGCGGCCUUCGGAGCCGCUGUGUUCGUUUUACUUGAAGAACAACGACUGCCGAUUCGGUCCUGCAUGCAAGUUCCACCACCCGAUGCUGCGGCCGGUAUUUGCGGGAUCAGCAGCGGCAGCAUCAGGGGCCGCGGGUGUGGUGGGGAUUGCGGGCUCGGAAGCAGGGGCCGUGGCGCAGAUUUAGGAGUUGAGGGAGAGGCUUUAAGGGAGUUGGGCGGGUAGCCAACGAUGCGAAGUUGGGGGCAGUAGAACGGAUGGAUAGUUGCGCUCUGGACAAGACAUGGGGGCAUGCUGUGACAUUGUAUGUAGAGCUGAAAGAGUACCCGUGGGGUGAAAGAGAACUUGUGGGAAGUAGCAGUUGGGAAGAUUUGUGAUUGUAGUUGAGGGCUCGGCAUGAUGUGGAGGGUUUGCCAGGUGCAGCUGUGUGCAUGUCCUAAAAAGGCAGCAUGUGGAACGACGAG